Bombina bombina (fire-bellied toad) is the source of this 1013-nucleotide messenger RNA. RefSeq names its product ficolin-1-like. NCBI's taxonomy places the organism in Eukaryota, Metazoa, Chordata, Amphibia, Anura, Bombinatoridae. The record is from RefSeq and is a predicted model, not a curated record. The coding region runs from base 1 to 885 and encodes 294 amino acids. The transcript is spliced from 8 exons.
AUGUAUGUUUCUAAUUAUGUAUUUAUUUUUUGUCCAGAUGUGAAGAUUGUGGGAAUUGCAGACAAUGACAAGCUAGCCAUACUAAGAGGAUGUCCUGGACUUCCGGGACAAUCAGGACAGAAGGGAGAACGUGGAUCAGUGGGAGAGAAGGGUGAAAGGGGACUUGAUGGGAUCCAAGGGAUUGCCGGACCCCAAGGGCAAAAAGGAGACAGCCCUAGUGGAAUGAGCUUCUACUUUGCAAAGAACUGUAAGGAGCUGUUGGAUCAUGGAGAGGUCCUAAGUGACUGGUACACAAUAUACCCAGAUGGCGAGCGACCACUAAAGGUGCUGUGUGAUAUGCACACCGAGGGAGGAGGCUGGAUUGUUUUCCAGAGACGCUGGGACGGUUCUGUAGACUUUCUACGUAACUGGAAUUCUUACAAGACAGGAUUUGGAAGUCGUCUUAAUGAGUUCUGGUUGGGGAACGACAAUCUUCACAAGAUAACAACAGUUGGCAAAUGGGAACUUCGUGUUGAUCUCCAGGACUUCGACAGCAAAAACUACUAUGCCCAUUAUAACUCUUUUCAAAUCUUGGGAGAGGAUAAUAAGUACAAAAUGUUGCUUGGAGCCUUCAAGGGGGGUAAUGCAGGAGAUUCACUGAGCAGUCACAAUAACAUGAAGUUCAGCACCAUAGACCAAGACAACGACUUCUCUAAAGAAAAAAGCUGUGCAAACAAAUAUAAAGGAGCUUGGUGGUAUUGGGACUGUCAUCAAGCAAGCCUGAAUGGGUUGUAUCACCUGGGAAACCAUAAGAGCCAUGCUGAUGGCAUAAACUGGAACGCUGGUAUGGGUCACUACUACUCUUACAAACAUUCAGAAAUGAAGAUCCGGCCUGUGACAAAGUAGAGGAAGUAACAAAAUGUGAAAAGGAAACAAGAUGGCGCUGGUUCAUCCACUGGAAUGUUAGUCUGAUACAUAGCAACCCUCUGUACUGACUUAAAGGGACAUGAAACACAAUUUUUUUCUUUCAUGAU